AUGUGGUUAAGUGACAUUGCACUGAGGUCACCAGGUACUCGUUUCAUUCAUAUUUCUCAGUUCACACCGUUUGUAUCCACAAACUUCAUUGGAACGGAAGGAAAAGAGCGGCCGCUAUUUGAUGUCGGAGGACCUUCAGCAUUCCAAUUCAAAAAGUAA
Loa loa (African eye worm) is the source of this 159-nucleotide messenger RNA. RefSeq lists its product as hypothetical. The record is from RefSeq and is a predicted model, not a curated record. Bases 1 to 159 code for a protein of 52 amino acids. NCBI's taxonomy places the organism in Eukaryota, Metazoa, Nematoda, Chromadorea, Rhabditida, Onchocercidae. The transcript has a single exon.